Molecule: messenger RNA, 651 nt
Organism: Peronospora belbahrii
Lineage: Eukaryota; Oomycota; Peronosporomycetes; Peronosporales; Peronosporaceae
Source: the annotation of a GenBank genome assembly
AUGCAUGAGCAAAUGACGUUUGCACGUCAUCGCAUCGUCCAGUUGAGCCACAACAACCGUAAGCUGCAUUUGUUGAUCGACCGCGUGGAACGAGAUCGGGACAGUUUGCUUAUCGAGAAUAAGGUACUGCAGACACAACUUGACGGAUAUAAAGAUCGCGAAAGGAGUUACGACUUCUUGAAGAAGGAAUUGGUUUUAUUGCAGAAAAGCGUGACCCAGCAUGAGCACUUUUUCGGUAUGCAGACCUUGGACCCACUUCAGCAGAUCAGUGCUUCUGGCACAGUUAGCAGCACAUCCUCAAGUAUUUUGAACGACUUUCGAGCAGCGCUAUCCCAUGUUACCUCAUUUUCUCUCGCUCAUCUUAAAAUUGAAGAAUUGAAGGUAUGGGAGCAACAGCUAGAGAGUAUAUUGAGUGAUGUGCGUUCCAUUAAGGAAGAACGGGCACUUGAAAUGCAAAAGAAGCUAGACCGUCAGGUCGAAGAACAGAAUGAACUCAAGCUUUGCGUGAUAUGUCUUUCCAAAGAAAAGAGCAUUUUGUGUCUACCUUGCCGUCAUUUAUGCCUGUGCAAGACGUGCUCUCGCCGUCAAGAAGUAAUGAAGUGCCCAAUCUGUCGCCUAGAGAUAGAGGAAAUGCUAGCUGUGUACUCGUAA